Messenger RNA from Triplophysa dalaica, 3396 nucleotides. It is a transcript of the gene prickle1b, whose product is annotated as prickle homolog 1b. The transcript has 8 exons. NCBI's taxonomy places the organism in Eukaryota, Metazoa, Chordata, Actinopteri, Cypriniformes, Nemacheilidae. The coding region runs from base 236 to 2779 and encodes 847 amino acids. Gene Ontology annotation, molecular function: zinc ion binding. The record is from RefSeq and is a predicted model, not a curated record.
GUUUACUCAUCGCAGCUGGGAUUCACACUCGCUUUCUGCGUCUCCGCUAUGUUGACCCAUCAGUGAGCGUUAUUUGGAUACUGAAACCUACCGCGUCCACUACCAAGAGCGCUGGUUUAUUUUAUGUCAUCCGGACGCGAGCAAAUGACACCAGUUGUGAAUACUCCCUAACAGCUACAGGAUUACAUCUGCUCAUCCCUUUUCGUCAACUUUUUGCUUUUGCCGCCCUCAUCUGAUGAGUCUUGAGACUACAUCAGGUAUCCGGGCCAUCACCCGGGCACCAGAGAUGGAUUCGAGAGGAACCAAAGUGGCACAUGGGUUUCAGAGAAGUUCAACCUCUGAUGACGACUCUGGAUGCGCCCUGGAAGAGUACACCUGGGUUCCACCUGGACUACGACCUGAUCAGGUCCAGAUCUACUUUUCCUGCCUGCCAGAGGAGAAGGUGCCGUAUGUCAACAGCCCAGGAGAGAAACACAGGAUCAGACAACUUCUCUAUCAGCUGCCACCACAUGACAAUGAGAUCCGAUACUGCCAGUCCCUCAGCGAAGAGGAGAGACGGGAACUCCACAUGUUUAGCGUUCAGAGGAAGAAAGAGGCACUCGGACGGGGAACCCCAAAACUGCUUCCCAGAGGCCUGCAGCACAGUUGCGAGCACUGUAAAGAGAACAUCAGGGCUGGAGAGAUGGCAGUGUUUGCUUCAAGAGCGGGUCCUGGGACUUGUUGGCAUCCAGCAUGCUUUACUUGCUCCACCUGUAAUGAGCUUCUGGUAGACCUCAUCUAUUUCUACCACAAUGGCCAAAUCUACUGCGGCAGACAUCAUGCAGAGCUUUUGAAACCGAGGUGUUCAGCAUGUGAUGAGAUCAUCUUUGCUGAUGAGUGCACCGAAGCUGAGGGUCGCCACUGGCACAUGAAGCAUUUCUCUUGCUUUGAAUGCGAGACGAUAUUAGGGGGGCAGAGGUACAUCAUGAAAGACGGCCGACCAUUCUGCUGUGGAUGCUUCGAGUCCAUGUAUGCGGAGUAUUGUGAGGCCUGUGGGAAAAACAUAGGAGUAGACCACGCACAGAUGACAUAUGAGGGUGUACACUGGCACGCCACUGACAAAUGCUUCUGUUGCGCCCAAUGCAAAACCUCCCUGCUUGGCUGCCCCUUUCUUCCAAAAGAUGGUCGGAUAUACUGCUCCAAAUCUUGUAGCCUAGGUGAAGACGUCCAUGCCUCCGACUCGUCCGACUCAGCCUUCCAGUCCGCCAAGUCACGGGAAUCUCGUCGCAGCAUACGAAUGGGCAAGAGCAGUCGCUCUACAGAGCAGAGUAAGCAGACACUACUCUAUUCAGCAACAGACUACAGGAUCUCUAAUGCCUGCAGCGAAAACACGGAGAACAUGUGCCAUCAACUGGAGAGACUCAACUUCACAGACGACAACUACUGGAGAGAUCGGGAAGAGCAGGAAGCCCCUGAAGAUUGCAUGGAGGAUUGGGCUGAGCAUGAUGACUACAUGACCCAGCUGCUCCUGAAGUUUGGAGACCGUGGAGUCAUCCAGAAAGAGGACACCAGGCAGACAGAGCAAUGGAUGAGCAAAGACUUUGAUUCCAAUAGGAAUAAACCUGAGAAUAAGAUCAGCGGUCACAAUUUGGCAAGCAAGAAGCAUCACACAGAGACGUACUGGGCCCAGUCUCAGGACGGACUCGGAGAUUCAGCUUACGGCAGUCACCCUGGGCCAGCUAGUGCUAGAAAGAUUCAAGAGCUGGAGCUUGAUCAAGGAGCUGGACCUGGAUUCUGGUCUGAGCCGAGGCAAUGGUUUGAAGAUUCUCUGGAGUGCAUUACUAGUGAACUUCGAAAGACAGAGCACAGCAUGGGAGACUCGAUGGAUUCUCUAGCACUCUCAAAUAUUACAGGAGCUUCAGUUGAUGGAGACAGCAAAGAAAGACAGACCAUAUACUCCCUCCAAAACAUCAAAGAACAGGACCAAGAGGUGGAAGAGUUCGAUAACAUUAGCAAUAUGGGCACACUUAACUCCUCAAUGCUUCACAGGAGCGCUAAUUCCCUGAAGAGUCUAAACUCUGAGCUGGACCAUGAGGAUGCACUUGGGAAUCAGGAGGCAGAAGAUGAGGAGGAAGAGGAUGCAAUUGCACCUUAUAGGGGAGAGGAGAUGUUGGAUCUUCCUGUGUUGAGAAGGACCAUGUCUCAAUCCCAGCCCCAAUCCAGACCCCAACAAGUAAAGUUCUCGGAUGAUGUUGUGGAUACGAAAUAUUAUGGUGGGCUUGGCUUGAGGCAACAACCAAUGAGUGAGAGGACUCGCAGACGGACCCGUCACAUGGAGGAGCAACCCAGACGUCCCUCAAACAGACAUCACCACAAACACAGACAGGGCAGGAAAACACGCUCAGAAAAUGCUUUACAUUUACCAAAGGAGCAGCAAACACUGCACGUUGUGCCUCAGAUCAUUAGCUCAAGCAGGCCAGAGCCAAGGAACGGUAUCCUUCUUAAUCCAUCUACACACAGUCAACACCCCUACCACCAAAUGCCAUCAGACUAUGCCCAACACUUCCAAGACUGUUGUGAUGAUGAAGACGACUGGUGUUCCACAUGUUCUUCUUCAUCCUCAGAGUCUGAGGAAGAAGGAUUCUUUCUUGGCCAGCCAAUCCCCAAGCCUCGAUCCCAAAGCUUUCAUUAUUACACAGAGGACUUUCCGACACGUGUUACAGCUUUAACGCCACCUUUCGGCUCACGGACCAAAUCGAAAAAGAAAGGUCACAAGGGCAAGAACUGCAUUAUUUCUUAGACUUCAAACUAUGUAUCUCCAGUGUACAUGUGUUGCACUUGGAACAAAUACAUGCCCGACAAAACUUUUUUAUUUGAGAUUUAAGUUCGUCUUUGAAAGAACAGCAUGCUAGUUUUGUUGGUGUUGUAUGCACAUUGGACUCGCAUUAUUUCCUUGUACAUUGUAUAGCAAAAGCAUUAUUGCCAAAAGCAAAUUACUGAGUAGCAUGUAGAAUUACUAAAUAAUUAUUUAACAGUGCAAGCAUUGUAUAUUUGUUAAAUUAAGAUUGGAAGACUGAUAUUUUUAUAUCCAAAUAUGUUAAAUGUUUAAUUACAAUUACUGGCCUCAUGGAUGGAGUUAUGAUUAUUAAAGAACAAAAUUAAGGUUUGCCAUUUGCAAGGGUUUUGCAAAUGCAAAAUAUACAUGCACUAUUCACGUUCAAUGUCCUUUUUAAGUUGCUUUGUGGGUGAAAUAACCGCGCCCCUUAACAUUUCUCUGUCCAUGAUGCUUAUGGGCUUAACCAGUGCUGGUCGGGGAUCUUUCCUCCAUCAUGUACUUUUAAUUACAGGUUACCAUACUAUCCCCUUUAAACAUCAAUAAAACAAUUUAUGAAAGAUUUAAUAAAUUUUUUGCAACUU